AUGACAGCUCAACCUGAGCUAGCCUACAUGUCCGACCCAGCCGACUGCUAGAACCACAGAAAGCGUACAUUUAAUCAAGAGCUUCUCGUUUUAUUUGUGCCAUUAUAGCCUAUUUUCAAUCUAAUAAUUACCAACAUGUCUGCUCCGAAGAAGGGAGACUUGUCUUCAAGCGAAAAGGAGUUGUUUCAGGUUAUUACUGCAGGAAAUACUCAAGAGGCCUCGAGGCUGCUGGGGUGCAAGGAUGUUCGAGUCAACUGCUUGGAUGAGUAUGGAAUGACGCCUCUGAUGCACGCUGCUUACAAAGGGAAAGCAGACAUGUGCAAGUUGCUGCUGCAACACGGAGCGGAUGUGAACUGCAAUCAACAUGAGCAUGGUUACACAGCGCUGAUGUUUGCCGGCCUGUCAGGAAAGACUGAUAUCACAUGGAUGAUGCUGGACGCCGGGGCGGAAACGGACGUGGUCAACUCUGUUGGAAGGACCGCCGCACAAAUGGCCGCUUUUGUCGGGCAACACGACUGUGUCACAGUGAUCAACAACUUCUUCUCCCGUGCCAAGCUGGAUUACUACUCCAAGCUCCAGGGUUUGGAGAAGGAACCCAAGCUGCCCUCCAAGCUGGCCGGACCCCUCCACAAGGUCAUCAUGAGCACCAACCUGAACCCCGUCAAGAUGGUGAUGCUGGUGAAAGAGAACCCCCUGGUGGCGGAGGCGGAGGCUCUGGAGAAAUGUCGCCGGGUUAUGGAGCUCAUCUGUGAGAAGUGCAUCAAGCAGCAGGACAUGAACGAGGUGCUGGCCAUGAAGAUGCACUACAUCAGCUGCGUGCUGGGGAAGUGUGCCUCCUUCCUCAAGGACCGCGAGGACAAGCUGGAUGGCCUCAUCAAGAGUUUGCUGAAGGGUCGUGACAGCGAUGGCUUCCCCCUUUUCCAGGAGAAGUUUCUCAGAGAGUGCAUCCGCAAGUUUCCCUUCUGUGACGCCACUCUCCUGCAGCAGCUGGUGCGGAGUAUCGCCCCUGUGGAGAUUGGUAACGACCCCACAGCUCUGUCAGUGCUGACUCAGGCCAUCACAGGUCAGGUCGGCUUCAUGGACGCAGAGUUCUGUACCACCUGUGGAGAGAAGGGAGCGGAGAAGAGAUGCUCCAUCUGUAAAAUGGUGAUCUACUGUGACCAGGCCUGCCAGAAGAUGCACUGGUUCACCCACAAGAAAGUGUGCAAGACGCUCAAAGAGCAGAGGAAGAAGCAGGAGGAAGAAUCGGCCCAACUGAGGAUGGAGCAGGGUAAUGAAGAGAGUGACACCGUGCAGGAGGCCAUGCAGGAGCUCUCAGUGGAGACCAACAGUGAGGUCCCCCCCUCAGAAACUCCAGACCCCGCUCCCAUUGCUGCUGCUGACAACUGAGGAACAUCAGGAAGCACAUCCAUACAACACAGACAGAGCAAACUGGCAGUGAGACUGAAAGCCAGACGAGGACUGAUCCAGCAGGAGAUAAGAACCCAUAUUUAUUAUCGACCUGAGACCGUCAGAGGGCAGAGAGAAACUAACACACAAGGAAGGUUUGUGCUACAGCGGUCAUCUUUAUGUCAUUUUUAUAUGUUCUUUUCCAGAUAUUGUCUUAUGUGAAUGUGAAAAUGGCGUAGGCUGGUGUGUUUGUGGUCACUGGGAGGGAAGACAUGAAGAGCUAAUGGUUCACAUGAAUAAUGGAAAGCAUAUUUCUGCCUUAAACUGUAGCAUCCUGUGCAGGAGAGAAGUGACUGCGUAGCCAAUCAGAGCUGUCGUUUGUUUGCAAUAUACCUAAUUUUGUUAUUUGGAUUUUUCUUUUUUUACGGAUAAUGUUAUGGGGGUGGAUGGCAUGGCUGCACUAUAUUGACCAAAAAUGUAUAUUUUUUAAAUGUAAACAACAUGAAUUUAUUUUUUGUGCAUGGUAAAGAUGACGUUAAUGCUCAGGAUUUUCAAAACGGUAACAGAAUUGAAAGGGUUUUUUCCCCCUCAAAAUGCAGCAACAUUCAUUGAUUAAACAUUGUUGUACACAGCACAAUAACACCACUACUAGGAUACUUUUUCUUGUGAUACAUUUCAUUUAUUGUGCAGCCUGAAACCGACUGACUUGAUUUAAUCAAACACCAGAUCCAACAAGGCUUUGUUUGUCUUGAACUCUGACAAUCUACAAUAUGUCAACAACUUGAUCUGAGUCUCGUUAAAUAAAGACCAACUUCAUCAUGUCCAUGUUGAGUGGUACACAUACGAUAA
Molecule: messenger RNA, 2238 nt
Organism: Gymnodraco acuticeps
Lineage: Eukaryota; Metazoa; Chordata; Actinopteri; Perciformes; Bathydraconidae
Gene: ankmy2a
Product: ankyrin repeat and MYND domain containing 2a
Exons: 10
Coding region: 136-1389 (417 amino acids)
Molecular function (GO): protein binding
Source: RefSeq, a predicted model, not a curated record